AUGGACAUCAAAGAGCCAAAGGAUAUUGAAACUCCUUCGGCAGCGGGAUCACCACUCGAUGGCCCCAAUCAUGAAGGUCACAUCGUUCUGAUUCCCCGACCCAGUACCCACCCCCGCGAUCCCCUCAACUGGUCUUUAAGGCGCAAGUAUAUCAUCGCGGCAGUGCUAUGCUUGGCUUCGUUCUCGGGUGCGGUCGCGCCCCUGUCGGGUCAGCUUAACCUGGCAGAUCAGGAGAAGCUCUAUGGGAAGACGAAGAUCCAGGAAGCUUAUGCAAAUUCCGCCGCCUUGGCGGGCAUGGCGGGUGGUCCGUUCUUCUUUGCGCCUAUAUCGCAUAUUUUCGGCCGCAGCUCGGUCAUCUUCUGGUGCAUACUAUGUACGCUCAUCUGCCAGAUCUGGGGAGCGGUCAUGACGCACUCGGACGACUAUAUCCCAUUCAUCAUGUCGCGGCUUUUCGCUGGAUUCUUCGGCGCCGUACCCACCGUGCUCGGCCCGCGCAUUGUCACCGACUUGUUCUAUCUGCAUCAGCGUGGUCGCGCAUUUACCAUGUUGCACAUGGGCUUCUUGUUCGGUACCAUUGCCGGUCCCACUUUCUCUGGCUUUGUCUCCGCCAACACCACCUUCCCUGUGGAGUUCUGGUGGACGGUCGGACUGUUGGGAUUCACUCUCAUUUGCUGUUUCUGCUUCCUUGAAGAGACGGGCUUCGAUCGUGAGAACUUUGAAAGAAAUCCUGAGAUCCCUCGGGGUCUUGUUGCGAACCGCUUCGCGACUUUCUUCUUUGGGCACAGUGUCGUGCUGCCCACAACCUGGAAAGAAACGGCCAAAGUCGCUGUCACACCCUUCCUGAUUGGAAUCUGUCCCGUAACAAUAAUCAUGGGCGUAUUCACCCUCAUCUCCUUCGGAUUUUAUGUCGGUGUCAACGCCUUGACCCCCGUCUGGCUCCAAAAGCCUGUUUCAGAAGGUGGCUACGGCUUCACACUGAAACAAAACGCUGCCUUUACAUUCUGCCACUGGAUCGGCAUCAUCCUCGUCCAGUUCUACGGCCACUACCUUAACGACAGGCUCCCCCUUGCACUGGCCCGCCGCUUUAACAACGGUGUCUGGAAACCGGAGUACCGGCUGCAUGUCCUGUGGAUCCCAAGUCUGAUCCUGAACCCUAUCGGACUAGGUAUCUUUGGCGCGGCACUGCAGUAUCAUCUGCACUAUAUGGUCCUUGCGCUCGGCGUGUUCAUUGUUACGAUUGGCUCGUUGGCUAGCGUGCCUGUAACGGUGAACUAUGUUGUCGAGUGCUUUACGAACCAUCCUGCCGAAGCAGGAAUCGUUAUUGGAGCCUACCGCAUUGCUUUUGGGCUUACCAUUAGCUUCUACAUUAACCCCUGGGUGGCGGCUGUGCACGUAGGCUGGGUUUAUGGAAUGAUGGCUUUCUUUGCUAUGUUCUCAUUCUUCUUUGUUAUGCUGCUUAUGUGGAAGGGGCAUGCUAUUCGGGGUAUUCAGUUUGCUAGUUUGGCUUCUAGUGAGGAGGGAGAAAAGUUGAUGGAGGAGUAG
This is a messenger RNA of Penicillium verhagenii, 1542 nucleotides long. RefSeq names its product Major facilitator superfamily domain general substrate transporter. Gene Ontology annotation, biological process: transmembrane transport. The record is from RefSeq and is a predicted model, not a curated record. The coding region runs from base 1 to 1542 and encodes 513 amino acids. The transcript is spliced from 4 exons. Gene Ontology annotation, molecular function: transmembrane transporter activity. Lineage: Eukaryota; Fungi; Ascomycota; Eurotiomycetes; Eurotiales; Aspergillaceae.